CACGCCAUUGGCUUUAAUGUAUUCGUCCUCAGUUGUACAACGCCCGCAGAUCCGCCAUUUCUUCAUGAGCUGCGGCGACAAAGAAAGGCAAUUAAAGCCGGACUCCAACAUCCAUCCAUCCAUUCACCCUUCCACACAUUCAUCCAUCACUACCCACCGCGUCUCUCGAUCACCUCCUGCUGAGGGUGCAGCAGUGAGGAGAGGAGGAGACGGUCAGCUUCCAGAGUGUGGACUCUGUGGUCCUCUAGGGGCGGAGCCAGUUGCCAGUUGGAUAGUACGCUGCGAAGAGAGGGCGCCGCGCAGUGAAGUGCCGGCCCAAAAUGGUGUAGGAGAGUCAGUCUGUUCUGGCAUAGCUUGGAUGAGGGAACUGCAGCGGAGGUGGAGGAGAGACAGCAGAGACAAAGUCAACCACAUGACCAGACGCAGAACGCCUCUAAACCUGUGAUGUUCCCCUCCAGCAGGGAUCACCUUGUCCCCAUCGUCUCCCUCUCCAUCACUCCUGCUCAUCCUCUCUUGUGCCGCAGAGAAACCUCCUGAGUCGUGAGAGCUCGCUGUCUGCUGCUCCUCCUGCUCCAGUUCAACACCAUGAAGAGGCCCAAGCAGCAGACGGGGCCACUGAGCUUCCUCAACUUCUUCACCAGGAAGCCCAAAUCGGAGCCCAGGCCCGAGAGACCCGUGGAAGCCUGCCCCAAAGAGGAGGUGGCCAUCACUCUGACUCCCAGCGAAAACCCAGUGCAGGACAUCAACCUCACAGCAGAGGAAGGUGGAGAAUCCACAGCUUCUAGAGCAGAAAGAGAAGGAGAAGCAGCAGCCCAGGGAGCUGAAGACGGAGCCGCCACGGCUGAGUGCGUGGUCGAGGUCAGCAGGGGCUCCACUGGCGUCCUGUCACUCUCCUCCUCCAGUCAGGAGCAGCUGCUGGACGAACAUCUGGAGGAGUGUCCACUGUGCCUGCUCAGUCAACCACGCUGUCACUUUCCACGUCUCACCUCCUGUUCCCAUCGAUCCUGCUCCGACUGCCUCCGCCAGUACCUGCGCAUUGAGAUAUCAGAGAGUCGCGUGGGCAUCGCGUGCCCGCAAUGCCCAGAGACUCUGGCCCCUCUAGAUGUCCGCGCCAUACUGGAUGACCAGGCGUUGCUGGAGCGGUUUGAGGAGUACCACUUGAGACGAUUUCUCGCCGCUGAUCCAGAUACUCGCUGGUGCCCUGCACCAGACUGCAGUUAUGCAGUGAUAGCUUAUGGCUGCGCCGAGUGUCCAAAGCUGAGCUGCGGACGAGAGGGAUGCGACACCGAGUUCUGCUACCACUGCAGACAGCUGUGGCACCCCAACCAGACGUGUGACCAGGCACGGCGUCAGAGAGCACGCCACACAUCAGGUGGCAACGAUUCCUCCACACUGUAUGUCUUCAAUGAAGAACAUGGUGGAGAUGCAGAGGAGAUCAAGCCGUGCCCUCGCUGCGGCGCCUACAUCAUGAAGACCAACGACGGCAGCUGUAACCGAAUGAACUGCACAGUUUGUGCCUGUCAGUUCUGCUGGCUGUGUAUGCAGGAGAUCACGGACGUGCACUACCUCAGUCCUUCAGGAUGUACAUUUUGGGGGAAGAAGCCAUGGUCACAGACCCGUAAGGUUCUGUGGCAGGUGGGCAUGUUGCUCGGAGCGCCUGUGGUCAUUUCCCUUAUAGCGGGCAUCGCCAUCCCAGUCAUUAUUGUGGGAAUACCAAUCUACAUGGGGCGAAAGGUCCAUGGUCGUUGUAAGAAAAACAAUAUCUCAGGAAGCAAGCAUUACUUGACUGUGGCCAGCGGAGUGAUGAUGUCAGUGUUUGUGUCUCCAGUCAUAGCAGCCGUCACUGUGGGUGUUGGCGUUCCACUCAUGCUGACAUACGUCUAUGGAGUUGUCCCCAUGUCUCUCUGUAGGAAUGGUUGGUGUCGACCGCAGGGCGAACCGCCUGAAAUGCAGAAAAUCCAACUGGAGGACUUAGCCAGCUAUCUUCUAUUCUCUCAUGUAGUCAGUGAUCACUGGACGGGUCAGAACAACCAAGCCCUCAGUGACACCAGUGUCCAGGAAGUUAGGGUCAGUAUACAGGAAGUGGGUGUCCUCCCGAGUACCAGCAACACUCCCCCAGAGCUAGAUAGCUAUGUGAGGGUGGAUGAAGCCAAACGACUCCAGGAAUAUUCCCAACAGGACACUCCACUGGACUGCGAGGUGGCUAUUAUUCCUGAUAGCCAAGUCAGUGACUCACAGACCCUUCCCUCCAGAGAUGGAACUAAUAUAGAAGUCAAAGUGGAAAUUGAGACCCAUCCCAGGGGCGCCCGCCAGUCCAGCCUAAGUAGCAUCUUGUCUAGUCGAAGCCUAUCAGCAGAGUCGCUGGGACACUCGAAGGCCCAGUCCCAAGACCAUUUGUGUGCCUCAGAAGAAAGAAAAGACAGGGGAGGAGAGAAACAAGAUGAUGAAGGAGCUGGUGGAGGAGAAGGGACACCGGUUUUUGAAAAAGACGAUGUAUAAGGUCCACGGAGACAGGCUAUGUACUUUGUUAAAAUGGAAAUAAUCACUUAUAUCCCACUGGACUGACCUGAAAACAUUGGCCAAGUUUCCUCCUGCUUCCUCCACGGGCCCUCCCACCAGAUGCCUUCUAGCUACAGCCUGUAAGGAAGAUGCGGGUUUAGAAAGAGCAAAUGUAAAAGAUGAGUUUGUGUGUGUGUGUGUGUGUGUGUGUGUGUUUGUGUGAGACUAAAAGCAUGAGAUCUAUAAACAGGAGGGCUGCAGACUGUAAUGAGGCAGGAUAGAACCCAUCAGGGAAUCUAGAAGAGAGGGGACUGACAGCCUGUUAGCUACAUCACCCCUCUCUGAUCCUUCCUGAAUAGAGACUACCUUAUUCCUCUCUCUAAUAUAAAAUUAUUUUAUCAGGCCCAUUAUUCUUCUGACUGUACUCUUGAGCUUACUUUAUUGACCCUUCUCCCCUACUGCCCAAUAAAGAACCCCCCACUAGCAUGAUUUGUUUUAUGAGGUGACACAGCUAACAAUUGUUUCGUUGAAAACAAAUAAAAAAAAAAUCACUUCUGAAGCCAUGCUGCAAGACAUGUAGAUUUUUGUUUUUCAUGUUGACUACCAGGCUUUUAGGAUGCUGUGUUGAUCAAACAGUUGUCAACUGCUGCACUGCACGGUUUGGCUCUGGCAUCUGGAAGCUUUUUACCUUUUGUCUACCUGAUGCAAUGUUCUGUGUCAAUGUAAUACACAUUUAAAGGAAUGGUUUGAUGGCCUAUUAGAUGUGGGAGUGUGUCUGGAAGUUUCCAUAAUUGUGUCCAAAUAAUGCUGAAUUAAAUGCAGGUAUUUGUGGUACAGACAAGAUGGAAGCCAGUCAGUGCUGUGAUGGAACAAUACAAACACUAUUUCAAAAAUGCGGUCUGUUUUAUUUAUAAUUAAAUAUACUCUCACCUUUUUACAAAGUUAACCCCUUUCAUAAUUCUUUACAUGUUGUAUUUACAGAUUCUAAUUGUUUCAGUUUUGACAGACUAGUCCAUCUAAUCCAAUGUAAGCAGCUCACAUAAAAUAAAGGGCCUUUAAAGACUGUUGGCAGGCCAAAUAAACACGCAUCUUAAAACUCCUGCUUUUGUAAAUUAUUCAGAAAAGGGCCUUCAUCAAUCAGUUCAUCAAUGUUAUUCUUAUCUUAAUUUGUGAGUCUGUAGAGGGAGUGCACUUCUGUCUGGUCUGCAGUACUUGCUGCACAUCCUGACUAAACUCACACACACAUACAUGCACAUACAUACAUCUGUAUGCACAGAAGAGCCUCUUACAUAUUAACAUCACCUAAAUUCCAUCAUCAGCAUGACAUUUCAGGUUAAUAACCUCCUCCUUUAUGAAUCAUGGGAAUUAUAUGUCUAUGAAUUCCCUGCUUUGCUUCCUGAGUGUCAAAGAUUUACUCAGAGUUGACAUGAUUAACCAGUGCUGGGAAAUGGAUGGAAAUUUAAUAAAGAUU
This is a messenger RNA of Cynoglossus semilaevis (tongue sole), 3970 nucleotides long. RefSeq names its product E3 ubiquitin-protein ligase RNF19A. Gene Ontology annotation, molecular function: ubiquitin-protein transferase activity; zinc ion binding. The record is from RefSeq and is a predicted model, not a curated record. Bases 586 to 2499 code for a protein of 637 amino acids. The transcript has 12 exons. Gene Ontology annotation, biological process: protein ubiquitination. NCBI's taxonomy places the organism in Eukaryota, Metazoa, Chordata, Actinopteri, Pleuronectiformes, Cynoglossidae.